Molecule: messenger RNA, 726 nt
Organism: Hymenoscyphus albidus
Lineage: Eukaryota; Fungi; Ascomycota; Leotiomycetes; Helotiales; Helotiaceae
Source: the annotation of a GenBank genome assembly
AUGCCUUCAACGUUCAUGUCACACCCACAAGAGCUUGAAGACGUUGUCUACCGCGAAUUGCUUUCUGUUGAGAGCAACUGCGCUUUAGAUACUGGAAACGGAGAGAAUAGGCAACGACUAGUCUGGAAUAUGGACUACUCUAUCUUUACCGUCAACAAGCAAAUUCUACGCGAAGCCUUGGAAGCCUUUUAUCAAGAGAACGUUCUGGUCUCAAUUUCAGCCAACUCCUGCCAGUUUUUGAGGCGACAUAUCAACAAAGUAAUUCCAGUGUACUAUACUGGCAAAAAGUCAUUUCCCGACACAGCAUUGCACAUUCACCUUAGGCAUGGGCACGCCCUAUCAAUCAAAUACUGGGUAGAAAGUGGCUGUGACUGUUGCGAAAACUACACAACGUGGAUCUGCCACCGCCGACCCCACAAGCAAACCCCUCGAACUGAAUACGAAUACGCUGUUUUCUCUGCCAAAAAUUUACCAAGAUUAAUCUAACUUAUCAACUCCGAAUACGCCUCAAAUUACGACAAGCGUGAGUAUGCUACAAACGGCGAGUAUAAAACUUCGCAGCUUUUCGGCAUCGAUUUUAGUUUCAGCAACUCAAGCAAGCAAUAUGCCAAAACUCAAAGCUUAGCCCCACAGUUAGCUGAAGCUUUAGGAGGUCUUCGAAUCCCCCGGGAUCAUAAUGCGCAUAUGGGACCUCAGGGUUCCGAUUAUGAUGGCAUGGAUGAAUGA